Molecule: messenger RNA, 2035 nt
Organism: Diabrotica virgifera virgifera (western corn rootworm)
Lineage: Eukaryota; Metazoa; Arthropoda; Insecta; Coleoptera; Chrysomelidae
Product: juvenile hormone esterase-like
Exons: 12
Coding region: 84-1976 (630 amino acids)
Source: RefSeq, a predicted model, not a curated record
GCAUUUGUUAUCGGUCUGAUAGAGACAUAUCUAAAUAUUUUAUAUAAAAAGCGAUAACUUGACUACAAUGUGAUAGUGCAAAAAUGACUCCGAUAUGCUUACCGUUUGUUGUGAAUUUAUUAGCGAUAAUAUUUGUUGAAGUUUCCUCAGAGAAUGUUCAAGUAACCACAAAUGAAGGCACCAUCUUAGGAACGACUUCAUUAUCAGAAAAAAACCAAACGAUUUACAUGUUCAAUGGUAUACCGUUUGUAGAACCUCCUAAUAGAUUCGAGCUGGCUGUUCCAAAAUCCAAUUGGACUGGUAUUUUAAACUGUACGGUUGAAAGGGACCAAUGUGUGCAAGGUAUAGGCAUAGUGACAGGUUCGGAAGACUGCCUAUAUUUAAACGUAGCGAGUCCAAAAAAUGUUCAAGUAACCACAAAUGAAGGUACCAUCUUAGGAACGACUUCAUUAUCAGAAAAACUAAACAAAACGAUGUACAUGUUCCUCAGUAUACCAUAUGCGGAACCACCUAAAAGAUUUGAGCUGUCUGUCCCAAAAUCUAGUUGGAGUGGCGUUUUAAAUUGUACGUUUGAAAGAGCACAAUGUUUGCAGACCCAAUACGAUGUAAUACAAGCUAAAAUAGAGGGUUCAGAGGACUGUUUAUUUCUAAGUGUUUUUAGUCCAAACCUAACUGGGAGAGCUCCCGUUCUUGUGUGGAUCCACGGUGGUGGUUUUAUUUAUGGAAAUGGAUCACUAAUCUCCAAUUCCCCCGAACUCUUUCUGGAGGAGGGCCUAGUAGUAGUAGGUAUUCAGUAUCGAUUAGGCAUAUUCGGAUUUAUAAGUACGGGGGAUCUGACCUGUCCAGGAAAUUGGGGACUAAAAGACCAAACUCUUGCUUUACAAUGGGUCCAACGAAAUAUACCACAUUUUGGAGGAGAUCCCAAACGCGUAACAAUCUGGGGACAAAGUGCAGGUGCAGGAUCUGUUGCUCUACAUUUAACUUCUGUAAGAUCUAAAGGAUUAUUCUGUAGAGCUAUUAUGAACAGUGGUACCUCUAUAAGUUUAUGGUCCAGAUCGAGAAAAUCUGUAGAAUUAGCUCAUAAAAUCGGAGAUAUACUAGGAGUAGGGUCAGCAAAUUCGAGCGCGUUAAUAAAAAAUUUGAAAAAAGUUGAUUCUAUUACUCUACACAAUGUUUCAUAUAAUUUAAAUACAGAGAUAUUUGGCAAAUACGCACUAGCUGGAAUUUUGUUAGCACCAGUAAUCGAAGUUCCUCAUCCAACAGCUUUUUUGACUGUAAAAUGUGAUCAAUCACUACGAUCUGGAGAAUUCACUAGGGUUCCCGUAUUAACAGGAUAUACAUCAAAUGAACUCCCAAUUAUUGCCCCAGCAACACUUUCGGCUUCGGUAGCAACAUUUAAUCAAGAUCCAACAAACUUUGUACCAGCAGGUAUUAUUUCCAACAAAAAUUUAACAGAGGCAGGACUUAAAAUUAGAAAGGAAUUUCUGGGUGAUGUACCAACUGUCACACUGGAUAAUUCUUUAAUACAUUUGUUUAAUGUUGAUCAAAUGAUUCGACCUCCCCAUAGAUUCGUCGCUGAUGUUAAAAAAUAUGUCCCCAAUACAUACUUGUAUCAAUUUAGCUACCAAGGAGAUAUUGAAAAGACACUUGGAUAUAAUUUUAGCGGUGCUGUUCAUUCUGAAGAUCUCUACUAUUUAUUUAAAGCUAACUUACCGUUUUCUAAGAAAGAUUUGGCAGUGAGAAGCAAGAUGGUUAAAAUGUGGUCCAAUUUCUGUAAAUACGGAAAACCGAUUCCUCUGCCAACCUCAACCUUGGACAAUAUCGUUUGGUUGCCUGCAUCGAUCACACCACGUCCAUUAUUAUUUAAUAUUGAUUACAAAAACAGAUAUAUUAUAAAUCCGUAUUUAAAAGAGUUGAAGUUUUAUGACAAACAAAUAUUUGGUAAGUAUGGACAAGGAGUCUACGAUACUUAUUGAGGCAUUAAAAAAAUUUAACUAAUUUUAUAAUAUAAUAGAAAAUAAACAUUAUAAAACAA